AUGAGUCAACCGUUUAAAUAUUUCGAUCAACAAGUAGCUGGUCACGAUAAACUGAUGCUCUUGACAACUUCGACUGAUGACUUAAUGAUUAUAAAACCAUGCAAGCCAAAAGAGGUCAACUUUUAUCAAGACGCACAAAACUACCUAGAGUUCCUUGACUUUCUUCCUCAGUGCUACGGUACGUUGCGUGCGGCCACUGAGCACGAUCUUUCAAUACUUGAAACAUCUGAGCUCGUGGGUGAUUCAACAAACUGUUACCUGAUGGAAUCUGUUCAGGGACUUGACCAACAAGAACAAAAUGUCUGUUUGGAAAAUAUUCUUCAUGGCUUCACUCGGCCGUGCAUCAUGGACUUAAAGAUGGGCUCAUUAUUAUAUGAUGCAGAUGCCUCAGAGGAAAAAAGACAAAAGAUGAUUUCUCAGUCAGUCAAUACGACCUCGAGUACAUUAGGAUUAAGAAUAUCUGGAUUAAAGGUGUAUGACACAGUGGAACACCGUUACGCAACCUAUGAAAAACGAUUUGGAAAGACGAGAACAAUCGAGAACACAGUCGAAGCGAUCAUGGCCUUCUUGUUUCCAACAUCAGCCUAUGGAUUAAAAACCGAAGAAUACAGAAAUUACUCGAGCGAGGAUCAACAAAAGAAAGGCGAGCCUAUACCCAGUAAAUAUAUGCGUUGGAUCAUCGAGUGCUUCAUUGACACAUUACAAGAGAUGAAGGAAGCCAUUGUCUCGAUGCCAAGCUUGCAACUGAUCGGAUCAUCCUUGUUAUUUGUGUAUGAAGGAGAUAGAGCAGCUGCAGAAAAGACAUGGAAGUACAUGCUCGAUGAGGAUCGCCAAAAGGGAAAAGGAAAGCAAACAGAUGAAGAAGAAGAAGACGAUAACUUGGCGCCCAAGAUGUGCGAUUUGCGGCUAAUUGAUUUUGCACAUUCAGAUUGGCAUUCUGAACGACAGGAACAGGAUCCAGAUCUCGUCAAGGGAUUUGAUAAUAUCAUUGACAUUUUAUAUCAAUGCUUAAAAAUACAACGUCAAGAAAAACUGUAG
Rhizopus microsporus ATCC 52813 is the source of this 1038-nucleotide messenger RNA. RefSeq names its product SAICAR synthase-like protein. The transcript is spliced from 2 exons. The record is from RefSeq and is a predicted model, not a curated record. Gene Ontology annotation, biological process: inositol phosphate biosynthetic process; phosphatidylinositol phosphate biosynthetic process. Gene Ontology annotation, cellular component: nucleus; cytoplasm. Lineage: Eukaryota; Fungi; Mucoromycota; Mucoromycetes; Mucorales; Rhizopodaceae. The coding region runs from base 1 to 1038 and encodes 345 amino acids. Gene Ontology annotation, molecular function: inositol hexakisphosphate kinase activity; inositol-1,4,5,6-tetrakisphosphate 3-kinase activity.